AUGCUAAGGUUUACGGCAGGCGACUCUAGGGUUGACGGCGCUCGAGUUCAAGACGCUCACAUGGAGGACGCCGGUGAGAAGGGGCGGCCGCCAGGGGAGCCGCCGGAUGCACCGGAUUCGUGGGCGCAGAAGGUGGGGGGAGGUAGUUUGGGAGGCAGGUUGGUCCCGGAGGAGGUGGUGGACGCGGCCUUCAUUGAAGCAAGACUUUGUUUGGAGUUUCCUGAUGGUGAAGAGGGAGAACCGGUAGUAACGAUUGGUGAGGAGGUUUUGACAGCUAUGAACGGGCUAUGGAAAAACUGUAUGAUUGUUAGGGUUCUUGGGAGGAGCGUUUCGAUUGCAGUUAUGAGCAGGAAGUUGAGAGAGCUUUGGAAACCUAAAGGUGUGAUGUAUGUCAUGGAUCUACCGAGACAGUUUUUCAUGGUUCGCUUUGAGCGUGAGGAAGAGUUUUUGGCUGCACUAACGGGAGGUCCAUGGAAGGCGUUUGGGAGCUACCUUAUGUCUCAAGCAUGGUCUCCAGAUUUCGAUCCUUUGAAGAGUGAUACUGAGACAACACCGGUGUGGGUUAGGUUGUCAAAUAUUCCGGUGAACUUUUACCAUCAAAAGAUUUUGAUGGGUAUUGCGAAAGGUCUCGGGAAACCAGUAAAGGUAGAUGACACUACCCUCAACUUUGAGAGAGCACGUUUUGCGAGGGUGUGUGUGGAGGUCAAUCUUAAGAAACCUUUGAAGGGAACGAUAGUGAUCAAUGGGGAAAGAUAUUUCGUGUCAUACGAGGGGUUAUCGAACAUUUGUUCAUGGUGCGGACUUUAUGGCCACUUGGUCCACUCGUGUCCCAAGAAACCUCAUGAAACGGUCCCAGUAGCAGUAACACAAACUUCACCAAUGAGUGCUCGUGACAAAGAAGGAGCUCCGGCGGUGGAGGGUUUUACUGAAGUACGGAUGGGCAGAAAGCAACCUGCGGAGGUGGCAAAACUGGCAAGAGCUGGCAUUGAUGGUAGUGCACCGAAUAAGGCAAGUGGGGAGCCAAAUAUAGCGUUAUCUAAUAGUUUUGGAAGCCUCAAGGAGAAUAUGGAAAAUCUUGGCGUUGAUGACUCAGGGAGGGAGAAGGAAAGAGAUAGAGGAAAGGAAAUACGCGGGAUCCGGGGAUCAAAGGAAGAUACAAGAUUAGUGGGUAAGGAGAAUAUUGCCCCAAACGCGAAUGUAAACCGGGAGCAGAGUUGGGAGCACGGAAACGGUAUUGUGUUUGGUUCCGGUUCGGGUAAGGGAUUGAAACAAAACCGAAGUGUUUCAAAUGGUAAGAGGAUUGGGCAGGGCAAAGCUGGUGUAGUGGGCCGACCAAAACAACCAAAGGUGAACAGGCCCGCUAGAGGAUUGAUUUUUAGGCCCAGAACAGAUGACAUUGAACUUCCGGUGAAUGGGAAGCGUCCGAGAGUUGAGCAGUCGGACGUGGGUCGUUCCGGAGGCGUGGCGAUAAACGAGAGAGUGGAGACUCAGGCCAAUUCAGUGGAGGGCCAGCACCACCGUGAUGUGCCGAUGGAUGUACAACCGAGUCAGGUGGAGACGGAAGCGGGAUCUGACUUGGCUAUGCAUGGAGCCGCGGUGGAGAAGCCAUCGGAAGAGAUUGGAGCGUAA
Messenger RNA from Microthlaspi erraticum, 1629 nucleotides. The record is from the annotation of a GenBank genome assembly. Lineage: Eukaryota; Viridiplantae; Streptophyta; Magnoliopsida; Brassicales; Brassicaceae.